This is a messenger RNA of Alosa alosa (allis shad), 6012 nucleotides long. RefSeq names its product histone deacetylase 6 (gene hdac6). Lineage: Eukaryota; Metazoa; Chordata; Actinopteri; Clupeiformes; Clupeidae. Gene Ontology annotation, molecular function: histone deacetylase activity; zinc ion binding. The record is from RefSeq and is a predicted model, not a curated record. Gene Ontology annotation, cellular component: histone deacetylase complex. The transcript has 28 exons. Gene Ontology annotation, biological process: chromatin organization. Bases 110 to 3481 code for a protein of 1123 amino acids.
AGCUAGGGGCGUGUGAUACCUCUUCGUGCUUUGUAAAUGGUUAACUAGCAUAUGGACAACAUAUCAUAAAACACGGCUUCAGAGACUAAAGUGAAGGUGUGAGAUUGAGAUGGAUUCUGGUACCGACCCCUCCGGACCCAUAGUGUCCAAAGGUUCUGUCAGAUCGCCACAGCCGACAGACAUCACAACCAAAGGUGAACAUUGCCUGUCCCCACAGAGGGAAAGCAAUAAGGGUAAAGGCAAAAGGUCCACCCUUCAGGAAGCAAGAAGAAAAGGAAGAAUGGACAGAAGCAAAGGAGAAGAAGAGCUAAGCAAUCAGCUGAAAAACAUGGAUUUGCACAGCCAGACUAAAGCUGCUGGAACAGGUCUCAUCUCCUCAGACAUUUUCACCCAGUACCACUGCCUUUGGGAUACAAGCCAUCCAGAAUGCCCGGAGAGAGUCACUACUGUGAUGGACAUGGCUGAAAAGCAGGGCCUGCUUGCCCGCUGUGUGCGGGUUGAUCCAAGAGUUGCCACUGAGGAGGAGCUGUUGCUUGUUCACACGAAAGAAUAUAUUGAGCUCAUGACGCGGACAGAGAAGAUGACGGAAGAGGAGCUGAAGUCUCUCGCUGACACCUACGACUCCAUCUACAUCCAUCCAAAUUCUUUGCAAUGUGCUACCUUAGCAGUGGGCGCUGUCCUGCAGCUCGUAGAUAAGGUGCUGACAUCAGAGCUCCAAAAUGGCUUCUCUAUUGCCAGGCCACCUGGUCAUCAUGCACAGGCUGGCCAAAUGAACGGCUACUGCAUGUUUAAUAACCUGGCAAUAGCAGCACGCUAUGCUCAGAAGCAUCAUGGGGUGAAAAGAGUCUUAAUUGUGGACUGGGAUGUGCAUCAUGGGCAAGGAAUCCAAUACAUUUUUCAAGAGGAUCCAAGUGUGCUGUACUUCUCCGUGCACCGGUAUGAGCAGGGAGCGUUCUGGCCUCACCUUAAGGACUCGGACAGCAGUGCGAUCGGCAGCGGUCCAGGAGAGGGCUACAACAUCAACCUGCCCUGGAAUCAGACGGGAAUGAAAGAUGGAGACUACCUGACGGCGUUCCACCAGCUUCUCCUUCCUGUGGCCUAUGAGUUCCAGCCAGAGUUGGUGUUGGUGGCAGCAGGUUUUGAUUCUGUGGUCGGUGACCCCAAGGGAGAGAUGUCCGCCAGUCCUCAGUGUUUUGCUGUUCUUACUCACUUGCUAAAAGGUUUAGCUCAGGGUAGACUGGUGCUUGCCCUUGAGGGAGGAUAUAAUUUGCAGUCGACAGCAAAGGGUGCCUGUGCCUGCUUGAAGUCGUUACUGGGGGAUUCCUGUCCCCGCCUCAGUACGCCUGUGGCUCCAUGUAAAAGUGCCCUGAAGUCCAUCUCCGAGACCAUCACUGCCCUUUAUCCAUACUGGACCUGCCUUCAGACAUUUGAGGGAGGCCCCCUACCACAGCAGGAUGAAUCAGACGAGGACCAGCCAGAAAGCCAGCUCACUGGUCUGGUGUAUGACCAGAGGAUGAUGGAGCACCACAACAUGUGGGAUGGUCAUCACCCAGAACAGCCAAUGAGGAUCGCUCGCAUUUUCUCACGCCAUGAGAACCUGGGACUGGUUAGCCGAUGCUACAGCAUACCUGCUCGCCUGGCCACAGAAAAAGAGCUGGCCCUGUGUCACAGUGAUGAGCACAUCCAGAAAAUCAAGGGCACAGAGGGCAUGAAGCCCCGAGACCUGCACCGUCUGGGAGGAGAGUACAACUCCAUCUACAUCAACAAUGAAAGCUACAAGUGUGCCCGACUGGCCGCAGGGGCCUGCUUCAACGCAGCACAGGCUGUUCUCACUGGACAGGUGAGAAACGCUGCGGCCAUUGUUCGGCCUCCUGGUCACCACGCCGAGGCGGACAAAGCGUGCGGCUUCUGCUUCUUCAACACGGCAGCACUUACCGCCCGCUACGCCCAGAGCCUCUCGCCCAGCCACAAGCCGCUGCGUGUGCUCAUCCUGGACUGGGACGUUCAUCACGGCAAUGGCACCCAGCAUAUCUUCGAGAAGGAUGACAGUGUGCUGUACAUCUCGCUACAUCGAUAUGAGGAUGGCACGUUCUUCCCUAACUCUGAGGAUGCCGACUAUGACAAAGUCGGGGAAGGCAAAGGUCGUGGCUUCAACGUCAACAUUCCCUGGAGUGGGGGGAAGAUGGGAGACUCCGAGUACCUGGCAGCCUUCCACCACAUUGUCAUGCCCAUCGCCAGAGAGUUUAGCCCAGACCUGGUGCUGGUGUCCGCAGGCUUCGAUGCUGCCCGGGGAGACCCUCUGGGAGGCUACCAGGUGACCCCGGAGGGCUACGCCCACUUCACCCAUCAGCUCAUGACCUUAGCAGCGGGAAGAGUGAUCAUCAUCCUAGAGGGUGGCUAUAAUCUGACCUCCAUCUCUGAGUCCAUGGCUAUGUGCACUAGCAUGCUACUGGGAGACCCUUCGCCACGGCUGCCGUCCCUGCCCCCUCCACAUCCCAACGCAGCCAUCAGCAUCAACAACGUCCUGCGUGCUCACGCCCCCUACUGGAGCUCUUUGAGAAUGCAAAUUCCCCAGUCCCUCCGGCUGGCUUUACCUUCUCCCAAAACCAGAGGGAAGCGGACGCCUGUCGGAAAAGACAAAAAGACCUCAAGGCAGUCGACUCCCGCCAAAAGCCCGGGUCAGGGGUUUUCACCAGAAGCAGCCUCCCCUGUGGCCUCUUCACAGGGCACUGGCCAUGAGGAGUCAGGCCUGGAGGACCUCACCAAGGGCCUGCUCUCCCUAGACCUGAACACAACUACCUCAGCCAAUAGCAGCCCGUCAUCUGUUCCUGUGGGAGGAGCUAGACGGAAGGUCAAGCCAAGUCCUCAAAAAGCAUCAGAAAUGAAGAAGGGUGCAUCACCCCACAACGUGACCUCAGACAACAUGCAGGAAGAGGAAGAGGAAAGCAAAGACAACCCACAGGGGGAUGCACAAAGCACAAAUGAGAUGCAGCCAGCUGCUGAAACUGGUACAGCGGCCACAGCAACAAGUGACCAAGACAGUGUGGAACUGGAGGGAGCUUGCGGCACAUCUAAUAAUAUUUUUAUCAUCUGUGGAGGCGAAGACAUGGAUUCAGGUGCAGUGCAGCCUCUGGCUUGGUGCCCCCAUUUGGAGGCUCUGAAGCCGGUCCCCACCACAGGCAUCAACAUCCAGCAGCCAUGCGACGAGUGUGGCUCAGAGGAAGAGAACUGGCUCUGUCUCCUCUGUUACAAGGUACUCUGUGGUCGCUUCGUUAAUGAGCACAUGGUGAUGCAUGGCGUGGUCUCUGGCCAUCCCCUGGUGCUGAGUUUCUCUGAUCUCUCUGUGUGGUGCUACCCAUGCGAGGCCUACAUCGACAAUAAGGCCCUGUAUGAAGCCAAGAACACAGUGCAUGUGGCGAAGUUUGGCCAGGACAUGCCCGUCCCUGCUGCCGAGAAGAUGGGAGACAGAGCCGGGCCGUGAGAAUGUGAGUGUGUGUGUGUGUGUGUGUGUGUGUGUGUGUGUGUGUGUGUGUGUGUGUGUGUGUGUGUGUGUGUGUGUGUGUGUGGAACACGCCCUCUGGUGGCCAGGAGAAGUACUGUUGUCCUGAAGCAAUAUCAGCUGUCACCAGACAGGCUGCGUCUAAAAAUGUGCAGCUUCUUAACGAGACUCAGAAGUGCCUCCAUCAUCUUCUGUCUUCUCCUUGAACCUCUCUGGUGCUCCUCACGUCAGUGUGUUGUCCAGGAAAGUAGAAUAAGCUGACCAUAGCUGUUUAUUUGAAUACAAUUUUUUUUUUAUACCGUUUUGAAUGAUCUUUUAUAACACAGGGUUAUUCUGUCCUUCCAUCUUUUAUUUCUUUCUCCUUUUUUGCUCAGUGCCAAAUUGACAAAUACUCCACUUGAGUGAUGCAAACUUACCAAAAGGACUUAGUGGGAGGUCUUUGUGUUCCUCAGACUACUUUUGCACUCCUCUGCAUGAUGUUUUCUAACUGUAUGCUUACUUUGCGUUCCGUUAGGAAUAGUGUGGGAGUGCAAAAUUAUUUUAGGACUGAACAAAUCCCACCCUGGCCUUUUCAUCAGCUUUGUGCUAAAACAUUGUGUGCUGCUUUAGCUUUUCGUUGGAUUCUACUUCAUAUAUUACUAAAGUAUAUCGUUGAUUUCUGCAGCAGAAUCAUGUGUAAUGUGCAAUAUUUUGUCAUCUUCCCUACUCCUCCCUCAUGUUUAUCCUUAUUUAAACAUUGCUUCUCAAUCCAACAGAAAUCAAAUAGAGAUUUUGCUAUCGGUUUUGAGACACAACAGAGCAAGUAAAGAUAUCAGUGUUGUAUUCAAGCAGCUGAUGUACCAUGACGUCAAGCCAAGGCACAUAGACUUACUGUAAUAUUACUGUAUGCCCGGAGACACACUCAUCUUCUAUAGGGAUGGGUGCUGCAGUUAGAUAGCACUUCAUGAAUGAUGGUGUUUUUUAAUCUUGGCUAAUCACACACUGCAGUCAAAGAGUUUUUAGAUUUGUUUGUCUGGUUAUCAGCUCAGCUGCAACUUUUUUUUUUUCUGAAGUGAGAAUAUCAUAUCGCAAAACAUGUUUCUCUUUGUGAUAAUCACUUUUGUGUCAUAGCCAACUGAACACACACAAUGAAAUACGCAUGGUGCCAUAAGGGGGUAGUUCACAUCACCAGCGGUGCUCAAGUCACUUUUGGAUAGUGAUUUCCCGGCAAGUUGCAUGCUCUGUAGAAAGCACAUGGGACACAACAGUUGGACAUUUGGACAGUUGGACAAAAUGAAGGAAUUCCCACAUUACUGCAGUUGAUCUCUCCAUGCUCUCGAAUGUUAAACUGCUGCAACUACCUCGCAAAUGCUUCGCAAAAUAUUGAUAUUGUCCUUAUGUGUGACACAAACACAUACUGUACAUGCCACAUAUGAUAGUGACAGAUGAAGAGAGACAUUAAAAUGGAGGGUAUACCAUUUUUUAACCAAACUGUUUUGGCCAGGACCACUGUGAAAUAUUUCAGGCUUAAUAAAUUGAAUGAGUGAAAGUCAGAACUAGAAAGGAAGGUUUAAUAUAGAACUAGGAGCAAAGCUUUAGGAACAAUACCGACUCAAAUAUUCUUACACUGACUGUAACAUUAAUUAGACAAGGUAGGUCACAUUAAGUGUAUUGGGAGUGCCUGUGCUCAUACUAUUGUGAUGAUCCUUUCACAAAGCUGCAUAAUACAGCAUAAUUUCCUGAAUAAUGAUGGGAAAAUCACAGGUGUAUUUGGAUAAUUAGAUUUCAUGUUCAGGGCUGGGAGUCAUGAAGCGUUCUGGGUACAACAUCAUAAUAACUAUAACAGUUUAUAUAAGUUGAGACACAACCAACAGGGUUACUCUCCCUGCAGUUCAGGUUUUGAAAACUCCUUUGACCUCUCAACAGGACUGAAGUCAUGGAAACAGAAUCUGUUUUUCCUCUGCUAAUGAUGUGGAGAUCAGUGAAUGCAACCACUUAGUGUUCAUCAUUAUGGCGUUGAUAAUGCCACUUCAGUUGGAUUUGGUUAGCAUCUAGGAGCCCGACGCGAUCAACUAUUCAACUUACUUGGGUUUACAAGUAAUACAGAAAAUGUAUUCUACAUUAAAGACACACCAAGCCUUUUCAGUAUAAUUAAUAUAAUUUUUUUAUAUAACUUAAUUUUUUUUUUUUCCAUGAAGCAUGUCAAGGUUAGCAGCAAUAGUAAGAAUGUCUAUGCAGAGCAUGGAAAUAUCAAUAUUUAAGAAUGUGGAUCAGAUUUAUCAUGAUAUGAGGGUGUUAUGGAAGUUCAAAUCCUCUUUAACAACACAGUGCAAUACUAUUAUAUAUUUUUGACAUUAGUACCUAAAGACAGUUUGAAGUUGAAUUGUUGAUUUUGUAUUUAUCUUUUAUCAUCUCUCUGCACCUGACGCACAUGUUCAAUGCCAAUGUAUCUCUUCUCAUCUGUAGCAAGUAAUUCCUGUAACUUAUUGUUUAUUCUCUGUAAACAUUCUCAUUAAAUACAUCAAUUGUUGUGA